Molecule: messenger RNA, 546 nt
Organism: Staurois parvus
Lineage: Eukaryota; Metazoa; Chordata; Amphibia; Anura; Ranidae
Source: the annotation of a GenBank genome assembly
AUGGUCAGUUUGGGGAUUUCCUUUCUGGCAUGGGCCCAGCUCAAUUUGUUGGCCGGCCGGCAGACACUAGCAACCACCUCAAUGGGGGAUGUUGAAGUUGGGCUAUUGGAAAGAAAUGGACAACUUGAAGUAGAAGUUAUUCAAGCUAGAGGUCUAACAGCGAAGGCUGGUUCUAAAACACCGCCAGCUGCCUACAUAAAAGUUUAUCUGCUAGAGAACGGUCUCUGCAUCGCUAAGAAGAAAACAAAAAUUGCUCGGAAAUCAUUAGAUCCAUUGUACAAUCAAGUGCUUGUAUUUUCCGAGAGUCCACAAGGGAAAGUAGUACAGGUAAUGGUUUGGGGAAAUUAUGGAAGGAUGGAGCGAAAGCAUUUCAUGGGAGUGGCAAGAAUACUUCUGGAAGAGUUGGAUUUAUCAAGCAUGGUUAUCGGCUGGUACAAGUUAUUCCCGACCUCUUCAAUGGUUGAUCCAUCAACAGGUCCACUUCUCCGUCAAGCUUCACAGCUUUCAUUGGAAAGCACUGUGGGACCAUGCUGUGAGAGAUCUUAA